Molecule: messenger RNA, 671 nt
Organism: Procambarus clarkii (red swamp crayfish)
Lineage: Eukaryota; Metazoa; Arthropoda; Malacostraca; Decapoda; Cambaridae
Cellular component (GO): extracellular region
Molecular function (GO): peptidase inhibitor activity
Source: RefSeq, a predicted model, not a curated record
UCAGGGGUGAGCGGGGGGUCAAGACAGUAUAUUAGGAGCUGCAGGAGACCAGGAGAACACACACAUCCUGAGGACCUCGUCGCCUCGCCUGCUCUUCCACCACCACCACCUCCUCUCAGUAAACAUGCUGCGCGUGCUGGUGUUGUCCAUGCUGGUGGUGGCGGCCCUCGGCCACCUUCCCCGACCCAAGCCCCCACAGCCGGGCUGUAACUACUACUGCACCAAGCCCGAGGGCCCAAACAAGGGCGCCAAGUACUGCUGCGGUCCCCAGUUCCUUCCCCUAAUUAGGGAAGAAAAGCACAAUGGUUUCUGUCCUCCUCCUCUCAAGGACUGCACAAGAAUCCUACCACCUCAGGUGUGCCCCCAUGACGGACAUUGUCCCAUAAACCAGAAGUGUUGCUUUGACACCUGUCUCGACCUCCAUACCUGCAAGCCUGCACACUUUUACAUCAAUUAGCUUGAGAGGAAUAGCGUAGUCGCCGCUCCUCUGUGUGGCACUUCAAGAUGGAUCUAAGUCAAUGAUGAUUCCCUGAGCUGAACUACAACAAUGCUGUGCUUAUAGGUUGUUGGCUCGCUUGUUCACUUUGUAUUGUUUGGUGUUUAUUUUAAAGGAAUAUAUGUUUCAUGUAUAAAUGAGAGGAGUUUUGUCUAUUAAAUAAAAAUACUUUUCA